Hipposideros armiger (great roundleaf bat) is the source of this 2644-nucleotide messenger RNA. RefSeq names its product orphan sodium- and chloride-dependent neurotransmitter transporter NTT5-like. The record is from RefSeq and is a predicted model, not a curated record. Gene Ontology annotation, biological process: amino acid transport; sodium ion transmembrane transport; nitrogen compound transport. NCBI's taxonomy places the organism in Eukaryota, Metazoa, Chordata, Mammalia, Chiroptera, Hipposideridae. Bases 187 to 2271 code for a protein of 694 amino acids. Gene Ontology annotation, cellular component: plasma membrane. The transcript is spliced from 11 exons.
ACUCAGGAAGGCAAACCCUCCUUUGAAAAAGUUGAAGCUGCUCCAGAGAGUCUCCCUGGAAAGAAGACAGAGGCCCAGUCUUCAGAAUCUUCAUGCACAAAAGCCUCAUUUACUGUGUCCACCCUUUUAGAAAAUUUCCCAAAAAGGCAAACUUGGGAAAAGAAGGGCACAGCAGCCUGUGCUGAGAUGGCUUGGGUUUCAGAGGCCCAAGCUUUGGAGGCCCGAGCUGGGGAGGCUCAGGCCUGGGAGGCUCAGGCUUGUAAGAUUCAGGGCAGGUUCAACCAGCUCAGACAAACCUCUUCUUUGGAGGUGGAAACUGCCCAAAUCCUGAAACAGGAACCCGUACCUGAGAAGGUGCCAGAGAAAGAAAAGAGUGAGGACUUCUUCACCCGUCCACUCUGGUCCAACAAGGUUGAGUACAUCAUGGCCCAGGUGGGCUAUUCCAUGAGGACACUCCAUAUUUGGCGUUUUAUCUACAUGUGGCUUCAUCAUGGAGGGUGUUUUCUCAUCAUGUACUCCAUCUUGCAUUUCUUGGUCGGGGUUCCUCUCCUCUUGCUGGAGAUGGCAGCUGGUCAGAGGAUGCGUCAGGGCAACAUUGGUGUAUGGAAGAUCAUCAGCCCCUGGAUCGGUGGGGUGGGGUAUACCAGCUUCAUGGUGUGCUUCAUUUCCGGCUUGUACUUUAAUGUGUUGAAUGCCUGGACCAUCACCUACGUGGGCGAGUCCUUCCAGAUUCCUGUUUCAUGGGGGCACUGUCCCCUACUGAUGAACUCCAGUGACUUUGAUCCUGAAUGUGUGAAGACAACACCCUCCAUGUACUUCUGGUACCGGAUGGCCUUGAAGGUGUCAGACUCAAUUGAGGAUGGUGGGUCACUAAUCGUCAGUCUGAUCCUGCCCUUUUUGGUGUCUUGGUGUCUUGUUGGUGUUUUCAUGAUUAAUGGGCUCAAGUGCAUCGGGAAGGUAAUGUGUGUCUUGGUACCAGUGCCCUAUUUCAUCAUGCUUUGUUUCCUCAUCCGGAGUCUGCUGCUGGAUGGGGCAUUUUUGGGCCUUCGCCAUAUGGCAGCUGCCAAGAUAUCGAUUAUGUACAGCAUGACUGUGUGGUGCCAAACAGGGGUCCAAGUCUUGUUUGGCUUGGGUCUCGGCUAUGGCGUCAUUGUCUCCUUAUCUUCGCACAUGCACCUGUCCAACAACUGUCUCAGUGAUGCCUUUAUUGUGGCGCUCAUCAACCUGGGCUCCAUGGUUAUUUGCACAACUUUUAUCUUCUGUAUCCUGGGCUUCUGGGCCACUGUCAUCACACACCGCUGCAGUGAGAAGAAUGUUGAAACACUUUCAAGGCUGGUAAUCCUCGGGGAACUGCCUCCUGAGGCCCAGCCCCCUUCAAACCUGCUUGAUAACCCGACCUCCAUCUUCACCUCCUGGCUCAACAGUCUUCCCCCUUCCAUCAAGAGCAUAGUCGUUAACCAUGUGCCUGAGUGCAACUUAGAGAAGCAGUUUUUGAAGAUUAAGGAGGGUACAAGCUUUGUAUUCCUGUCCUUCAUUGAAGCCAUGUCAUUCAUUCCUGCGUCUGUCUCAUGGUCCAUCCUCUUCUUCCUGAUGUUGCUCAUGCUAGGGCUGAGCCUCAUGAUAGGGACCUUGCAGGGCAUCAUUACUCCACUCCAGGACACCUUUUCUUCCUUCAGGAAACAUCCAAAGCUGCUUACAGUGGUUGUCUCUGUGCUCAUGUUCCUGUGUGGCCUCUUCUUCAUUCGACCUUCAGGCCUCUACUACAUAAGACUGCUGAAUCAGUACUGGGUGGUCCUACCCAUAAUCCUCAUCAUCACACUUGAAAACAUGGCUGUGGGCUGGGCCUAUGGGGCCAAGAGGCUCCUUGCAGACUUGAGGAUUCUGUGUAACCAUCCCGUCCAUCCCAUCUUUCGCUGGUUGUGGUGCUAUCUGUCUCCAGUUGUGCUGCUAGUCCUAUUUGCAGCCACUCUGUUACUUCUGACUCUGAAGACCCUGACCUAUGUGGCCUGGGACUCAAGCAGUUCAAAAGAGGUGCUUCGACAAUACCCACCAUGGGCGCAUAUCCUGCUGAUUGUCCUGUCUCUCAUUGCCAUCCUCCCCAUCCCCACAUACUUUGUGUACUGCCUCACCCAUGGCAUUCCCUUCAAAUCCUCGAGUUUGAAUCAGUCUAUCAUAUCCUCCACAUCUUUAUCCCUAAGUAUGCAUCUAAUGCCCAUUAAAGAGGUCCAAAAGGAGGAAAUCCUGCAAGGUGAUAAUCAAAUUUCUGAUUAACCUGUUGUGUGGCUUCCUAACAUCAUUCACGUGGCCUGACAUCACACAUCCCUCAAAACAGCUCUACCAAGCAACUCUUUGAUACCGACUUGCAACUGUUGAUGUCCUUGGACCCAGAACUCCUUUUAUUCCCAAGGGUAGCAGCAUUAUUUGGGGCGCUCUUGGGGCCUGGCUUGGCAUCCUCCUUCCUAGGCCCCUCUGGUUGCCACCAUCAUUGGAUUUUCCCCAUCCCCUUCCUCAUAUACAUUCAUCGUCAGUGAUGCCAACCAAACCUGCCUCUUAACUGGUCUGCCCAGCUCCUGGAAUGGAGCUGGAGGAGUAAUUCUGUUGUUAAUAAAUCAAUUCACUGGGACUACAAGCACCGGGUGUGAGC